Lepisosteus oculatus (spotted gar) is the source of this 3929-nucleotide messenger RNA. NCBI's taxonomy places the organism in Eukaryota, Metazoa, Chordata, Actinopteri, Semionotiformes, Lepisosteidae. The record is from RefSeq and is a predicted model, not a curated record.
AAACGGGACCACGUUUGCAGACGGUGCGCGCCCUGCAGAAGAGAACUGCUCUUCCGAGUCUCGCUGCGUGUGAAUGGGUUUUCUUUGAGCCCUUCAGCCGUCAUAACCGAACCGUUAUUCUGUGAGGGUAUCCUUAAAAUGUACAAAUCUGAAUUUCAUUCAUUGAGUUAUCGCAUUGUUUAUAAUAGAUGUUUACUACAGUUGGAUUUCCUGUUUAAAAACUGAGCUACAGGAAAGGCCAGAGCUACAGGAAAGUGAUCAUUGAUACGUCAGCGCCCUGCGGGACACGUCUACAAACUCUGAGAAAAGAGAAUGAUUAUUUCACGCUCCUGUGGUUCUGCCCAGUCCCAGCGCUUUUCGGCUAAGUGUUCCCACCCUGUGGUGAUAACGCCUGAAAUACCACGGCAGAAACCGCUAUGAAUUAUUAAUUGUUCCUGAGUUAUGCAUGAUGUUUGUCUUUCCUGCGCCCUCCUGGGACUAGACCUCCGUUCCGUUUAGGAGCAGAGACGAGACGAGUCAGCCUCGGUCGCCGGAUUCUGUGCUCAGUUAGUAACUUCAUUCUCAACAGUCCCAAACUAUACAUUUCUCAUGCGUGUCAAUCUAGCGCAUUCUUAAAGACCUCCAAAUUUCGGAAAGCACGGCCAACCUACAGGCCAGCUGCAGCACGUUCAACAUGCCCGCCACGACACAAGUCACGGCACCCGAUCAGAGAGGGGACGGUUCAGUAAUACAUCGUUACGAUCGAUAACUCUUGUCCACUUUAGAAAGCCGUUUGCAUGACCUUGUCGUUUUCAUUUCCAGAUUAUGGCUUCCCUGGAAACUCGAGGGGGUACAGCGGUCCAGAGGGAGUAUAUCAGAAAUCUGCCUUAGGGUCACCAAAAUACACUGUGACAACUCUCAACGCCCUGCCAGAGCUACCUGAGAAAGCGCCAGGGCCUCCAGGGAGGGCGGACGGGGAGGGCAGCUCGCCCCAGUGCAUCUACGCCACGCCGCAGCCCAGCGGCCGAGCCCGGCUGCCCAGCUCCCCGCCCUUCCGCGCGGACGGACCCGAGCCCAACGGUGCCUCCCCUGCGCUCCUGGGGCCCCCCGCCCCCCACCCGCUGCCCAGGAAAGCUCUGGCCAAGCCCAGGGUGCGAAGGGUGAAGGCCAUCUACGACUGCGUGGCUGACCACCACGACGAGCUGACCUUCAGCGAGGGGGAGGUGCUGGUCGUCAUGGCCGAGGAGGAUGCCGACUGGUGGCUGGGCUACAUCGAGGGACAUCCGCACAAGAGGGGCCUGUUCCCCGCCUCUUUCGUUCACAUCCUGUCGGAAUAAAGGUGACCCGUGGAGCCGGCGAGCAGCCUGACUCCUGAGCCGCCCCCGGUCCAGCGCCUACACGGUACCUGCUCGUGCCCGGGAGACAGCCACAGUACCCACAUCACUUGUUCUCCCAUGGGGCUUCUUAGAUGAAAAGGCAUUAGACACAGAAUCACACAUCUCAUCCACGAAUACUAGGGGCUGUGGGAAAAUGCCCCUGGAGAUUCAGCAGUCCCAGGGUGAACGGUGCUGGUUGCAGGCGCUGCAGGACACGCUGGUGUGCUGUUGUGUUUUCCAUGACUCCAUGACUUCCUGUUGCACACGCCCCUUCGCUCCACCAUGGGAAAAUUGCCAUUAGAAAUUGGCGGGGGGGGGAUUCAGCCCAAAGGCCCGGCUGGAAGCAGGGAUUGUACCCUCGUCCCCGUGCCGCUGAGUGGAAGCUGGAGCUCGGGAGCGAGCGAGUCUGAUGCAGUUCCACUGGGGGCUCGUCACGCUGGGCGCUGUUCAUGCAAGCGCUACCGAUUCAGCAGGCUGCUUCCCCGAAACACGAAGAGACAACGUCCUCACUUUUCCUGUGCGCAGAGCCCAUGCACAGGCUGCAAGGAGAAUCCCGUGUGCCUGUCCUGAUGAAAAAGAGUUCCAGCUCCGCAUUGUCCCUUCCGCCAAGACAAUGGAAAGAACUAUACAUACAGGAAGAGACCUGAAGUGCAGCCCCUCUUGUAGGUUCUGUAUGUGGUAAAUGUAUUCAAUUAGCACGUACUCAUUUUUAGAUGAGGAUAAAGCCGAUAAUAAGAUGACAAGAGGGCCAGCAUGGGCUGAGCACUGAUGGAUGAAUGCAUGAGGGAGAGGGGUUGAAUUUUUGUCAGGAUUUUUCUUUGAAGAAAUGUGCCUGUGUGUGCGCUGACAGUCACCAGCGGCUGGUCCAGGCCGGCACUGUCUCUCGGCUGGCCAGCGCGCCGGUCAGUCGGCCUCUUGUCGAGAAAGAGGUGGGGGAUGAGAGGAUGGCGCUCAGGCUGUGCAUCGCUCCUCAAGGCUCGAUGGUUCACACCCGAUGGCCCCACCAGAGUAGGAAUGGUCUUGAACGGCUCCAGCCUGUCUGAACACACACAGCACCAUUGCACCUGAAACCGAACUCUUAACAGCUCAGCCCGCACAGCGGAACGAGUGUGAGAAACUCAAGUCUAGAAGCGCGUCUUUGUGAGCCCUGAGCCGAGAGGGGUAGAAAUUCAAAAUGGGGUUUGCGAUGUGUCCAGCCUGCAAAAACUGUUCCCUGUAAGGCUCUCUGAAGAACUGGAUGUCGAGGAGGUGCUGCUCGUCAGUGGGUUUUUGUGGCACGGACCGCCUGAGUUGUCAGUGCUCGGCACAGACAAAGAGGCGCUUUUUGCAAGGUAGCGGCAGCAACACAGAAAUCGUGACAGGUGCCCGCGAUCUUGGGCCUCGUUUUUGUUUUGUUUUCCCCCGCUUGCGAGCGAGAGCUUCUUGACAAUCAAAUUUCCUGCCGCCGGAUUCGAUCAGCGCCGGGCUCCGCGUUGGGGCCCCCUCGCAAGGCGGCCUCUGCCGUGGACCGGAAGUGCAUCGCCAUGGCAGCCGGCGCUCCGAGUCCCGCCUGCAGGAAAUGAGUCUGGGCGAUAAGGGCCUGCCGUCUUUCGAGGGGGAGAUGUUCAGCGGCCAGCGGCGCCCGGGUGCUUGUGAGCACUGUUGCCCAAAGGUGACAUCCUGCAGCGAUGUUGCAAGUAAACCUGGGUCCUCAAAAGUACACAAUUCCCAGUCGGCCAAGGUUCGCACUGCUCUCCGGUUGUAGUGAUGAUCAAAGCACAAAGAACACAAAAAGCAUCUGUGACACGGAACGUUUUCAGAAAGCAUCUAAGCUUGCCUGAGAGAGAAAGCGUACCAAACAUUUGAAAUUGAAAUCUCUUAAUCGUCUCAUUGUUCUGUUCCAACAUCAUGCCCCCCUCUGUACGUCGAGUCUGUGUGUUGUGAGUUGUGAAAUGAUCUCUAGUAGCUCCGAGACAUUUUUUGGUCUCCUCUGGGUAUUUAAAAAGAUGCUGGCUGAAGAUAAAUACUUGAAAUUUGUUACAGAUGCCAGAGGGCACUUUGCCUUUUCCCCUGAUGGGUUACUCAGUAACGAUUCUUUUGUCCAACAUACUCUACCUAUUCCACUCCUAUUUACAAACAAUUAUUUUUUUAAGUAAUUGUAAAUUAUUCAGAUGAGAUUGAAGCUCUCUUUUGGUCCGUGUUUUAUUGCUGUAACAUUGACAAAGAGUAUUAAGCUGGGAAGCUAGCUGUUGUAUCAUUGUUAUUUUUCUAUGACAUGAGGGGGAGAACAGACCUAUUUAAAAACAGCUUCUCAUUUCUAUUUUUUUUUUGCCUUAAAUUAUCUUUUCUGCCUUCGUUGUUAUUUUUUUCUCUAAUGUUAUCUGCUGUUUUUGUCAGAAGAAAUAAGUAUUAUCUACCUUUAACUUGUGCAAUUUUACUUUUCAUAUUUAUUUUUUUAUUUUAUAAACAAUUUAUAUUUUACAAAUUUGUUUUUAAUGGUGGAAUGCAGUUGUGAAAAAAAUGUUUAUUCUGUAUGUGAUAUGGUAUAACUGGUUUUAUUCUAUUAUAAUGAAGUUAAAUAAACUCUUGCACCUA